GGUUCGCCUUUGAUCGCUAUUUGCUGUGUGAUUUUAUUGGGAGAAUGUCGAAGCCAACGCUGUAUUACGCCCUUUUUAGCCCUCCGGCCAGAGCUUGCAUCCUAAUAGCCAAGUUAAUUGGACUGGACCUAGACCUCAAACUCGUAGAUUUUUCCAAAAAGGAACACCUAAGCGAAGAGUUUAUUAAGCUGAACCCCCAGCAUCAAAUUCCUGUGCUGGUUGACAGCGAUGGCGAGGUUUACGUGGACAGUCAUGCCAUCAUAUGCUUCCUGGUGGCCAAGUACGCCGUAAAUGACAAGCUCUAUCCGCAGGAGUUGAAAAGACGGGCUCACAUCGACCAUCGCUUGCACUACGAGAACGGAGUACUUUUUCAGGUGAUCAAGGACAUUGUGGCGCGGAACAUUUACGGCGGAGAGGGAGAGUUCAAUCCCCGAUCUCUGACCCUUUGCCACAACGCAUACGCUGACUUAGAGCACUUUCUGCAGAAUGGAACUUUUGUGGUAGGAAAUGAACUAAGUGUGGCCGAUGUUUCUAUCCACACCACACUGGUGACCUUGGAUUUGCUCAUACCAGUGGAGCAGAAAAAGUAUCCGCAGAUUACCACCUGGAUGGAUCGCAUGGGAAAACUGCUGCCAGAUAACGAAGAUAUCAAUCUCAGCGGAGCACGGGCUCUGCAGACUCGCAUCCUUAAUUGCAUGGCCGAAAACAAAGCCAAGAAUCAAUAGAUCCCUGUUUUUAUCGGCGCGAAAUGCUUGCAGAGAAUCCGUUUUGUGUACUUUUGAGAGCCUUUUACCCUUUUUGCUUUAAAAAAUAAUAUCAUA
Molecule: messenger RNA, 821 nt
Organism: Drosophila ficusphila
Lineage: Eukaryota; Metazoa; Arthropoda; Insecta; Diptera; Drosophilidae
Gene: GstE13
Product: glutathione S-transferase 1
Exons: 3
Coding region: 45-725 (226 amino acids)
Biological process (GO): glutathione metabolic process
Molecular function (GO): glutathione transferase activity
Source: RefSeq, a predicted model, not a curated record